GUAUUUUAAAUAUUUUACGUAGUAUAUACUAGAAUGGCUUCAAUAGCUCCAUCAGAUUCAGAGUCGAACGUAAGUGGUUUCAUCCGCUACAGUGAUAAAGACGUCAAAUAUUUGUACACAUCAAUAAUACAGAGUAUGGAAUCCAUCAAUCAGGACAUCUCUGUAGUUGAAACGAAUCUCAAAAACUUGGUACAGCAGGCCGGCCCUUUGGAAGGACAGCUGUCUGCGCUAUUACAAUCACUACCAAAACCAAACCUAAAUUUGCCUAUGGAAAUGGAUUAAAAGUGGACCUCAAUUAAAUUGGAUACACAGACAUUUUGAAGUAUGGAGAAGCAGCAGAAAGGAUAACUCUUGUAUUGAAAGUGGUGGCAGAUAAUGUUAUUGACAUUUAAGUUGUACCACGUUGUAUUCUCCAGAACUUUUACAUUUAAAUGUUAUCCUCACUCGUUACUGCUAUGUUGUAUAACUAUUGUAGUUACUCAAUACCAU
This is a messenger RNA of Spodoptera exigua (beet armyworm), 489 nucleotides long. The record is from the annotation of a GenBank genome assembly. Lineage: Eukaryota; Metazoa; Arthropoda; Insecta; Lepidoptera; Noctuidae.